Clonostachys rhizophaga is the source of this 1890-nucleotide messenger RNA. The record is from the annotation of a GenBank genome assembly. NCBI's taxonomy places the organism in Eukaryota, Fungi, Ascomycota, Sordariomycetes, Hypocreales, Bionectriaceae.
AUGCACACUUUAUCGACACUUUUCGCCUUCGCGGUUCUUGUUCCAGGAACCCUCUGUGCUGCAUCCAGCCAGCCCAUCCCUGUUGCUCCGUCGCCUGAGCCAAUUGAGGUCAUUGAACUCCCACUGCCGCCUGUGUCUCCUAGCAACGACAUAGGUGCUUGCAGCAAAGAGGUCAACCCUAACGGAACUGGAUGCAUCUCGAAAACAACUAAGCCAGAGGAAUUCCAAGCUGGUGACUUUACGCCAGAUGGUCAAAAUGUUAUUGUUAAUGUCAUCUUCACUGGUGCACCAGCAGCUCCGGACCCAGCUAGUAUCUACUCUGGCGAGCAGGUCAUUCUGAUCAAAGCCGACGGCACUACCUUUUCCAAUGGCGAUACGUGGAAGUGCCUUAGCUGCGGUGUCCCAGCAGAAAACGCUCAGUCACUCGAUCCACAGCGAGACUACCCACAUGUCUUCCGCAGCGGCGACAAGGCUCUCUGGGGUCACAACGUUCUCGAUUGCGGCGGCGAGCAGCUGGCUAGUGAUGAAUGCACUCCCGAGAACACGCACAUCUAUCCUAUUCACUGGACAGUCACUGCUGACGGCUCCGGGCCAGGAGGAGCUCCCCGUGAGUUACGACUUCACCCGGACGACCAGCAUAUCGGAUUCAGUUCUUUUACAAAUGUUGGUGGCCAAUAUGCUUAUCUUGGACGCCUAAGUUUCAGUGAGAACCCAACGACUGGCGAACCACGUGUACCCCGUUACGAUAUAGUCAACGUUAAUGCUCUGGUGGACCCGAAGAGUAAAGGGCGUCUUUAUAGCGAUGGUACAGAACUGAAGAUCGAUAAUGACGCUAUUACUGUUGGCGAGCUCCGCGGAUUCAGUGGAACUGGCGAUGAAGUCACUUACAUUGGCGCCACGGUCGAAGCGAAUAAUAUCGAUGUUUUUGCUACCCAUCUUGAAACUGGCAAAACACGUCGCCUAUCUAGCCAUCCUGAAUAUGUUGACCCAAUGACUUUCUCUUAUGAUAAUAAGUGGAUGGUCCUUAUGGAUACGCGUGGUUCAGACCGACAGAUGUGGAUGGCUGGUAUGCGUGGUAUUCCACCGCUGAUUGACGUUUUGACUAUUGCUGCUGCGUCUACUACCCGCAACAACGGCGCGCGACGAUUCUUCCAGCCUAUUCUGCUUGAUGGAUACGGUGACCGGGAUCCAUACUAUGGCCAGCAAAUUAACGCAAAGGGUGAUGGCAGCAACGGCAGCGUUAAUGACCCAAACUGGAACGGUCGAGCCGAUCCUGCGUUUAGCAAAGAUGGCACCAAAAUCGUUUUUUGGCAGACUCUCGUAGUCGCUCCAGCUUGCGGCGGUGUCAACCCGUUGCCAUGCCCCCAGUCAACUGCUCAGGGUGGGCGUGAAUACAGGGUUAUGCUUGCAAAGCUGACCAGCCGCGAGCCAACGACGCCGCCGCCUGUCUUCAAGGUGCCUGACAUGAUUCCCUGGGCGGUUCAGUUCCAACCAGGAACCGAGAUCCCACCCAAGUCAUACUUGUCGCCUGGCGAAUACACGCUCGCUGGCAAGAAGUCCGGCAGCGCUAAUGUGUCCCUGCUGCCUGAUGAGGCGGGCCAAAUUGAUACCGUCGCCGUCAACUACAUGGACUAUUCCGAUGAUGGAACGCACAUUAUCAAUGGCUACGAGAAUGUGACAAGAUCUAUCCCGGGGGGAAACCCUUGGAAUAACCACUUGGACUGGUAUUCCGACCUUGUCCAAACUGGGGCUACACAAGCCACCAAGAAGACCUCGCAUGAUGGGUUCCAUCUUACAAUCAACAUAGGCCAAUCCGGAUUCAAUGCGACGGGUGAGCUUACAACUACUAUCGACGGCAAAGUUUAUAGACAGCCCGCCAACUUUACGUAG